Cadophora gregata is the source of this 1949-nucleotide messenger RNA. RefSeq lists its product as uncharacterized. Gene Ontology annotation, molecular function: protein heterodimerization activity; chromatin DNA binding. The coding region runs from base 66 to 776 and encodes 236 amino acids. The record is from RefSeq and is a predicted model, not a curated record. Gene Ontology annotation, cellular component: CHRAC; epsilon DNA polymerase complex. Gene Ontology annotation, biological process: leading strand elongation; DNA damage response; heterochromatin formation. The transcript is spliced from 4 exons. Lineage: Eukaryota; Fungi; Ascomycota; Leotiomycetes; Helotiales; Ploettnerulaceae.
CCCAAGUCAAGUUCACACCUACUCUCUUCUGUAUAUACGGCGCUGUAAUCCACCAGAGACAUACAAUGCCUCCACGAAAAAGUGACGCCUCUAAAGUAGCGACAGCCGACGAGGCCACGCCUGCGAAAGAACAGCCAGCCUUGAGAGAUGGCAUAAACAUUGAGGACCUGAAUCUACCAAAAAGUAUAGUGACAAGGCUGGCAAAAGGUGUUCUGCCACCCAAUACCCAAGUCCAAGGAAAUGCUAUGCUAGCAACGACCAAGAGCGCGACAGUUUUCGUCAAUUACCUAGCUACGCACGCAAACGAACAUGCCUCUGCUAGCAACAGGAAAACGAUCAACCCACAGGAUGUCUUCAUGGCAUUAGAAGACCUCGAGUUUCCCGACUUCAGGAAUAGGCUGGAAGCCGAGCUUGCGAAAUUCAACGAAGUGCAAACGGAUAAGAGGAACGCAUAUCGCAGUAAAGUCGCGAACAAAGCCGCGGGAUCAGGAGAGCAGGGCGAAGACAACACACAGGAAGAUAGAGACGGAAGGCCCGCUGCGAAGAAGGCUAGGUUAGAAGGUGGGGAGGAAGCGCCGAGUGCCGAGGGCGAGGAGGAGAUCGAUCCGGAUGAGACACAGGAUGCGGAUCAGACGGAGGAUGAUGAGGAUGCACAGGAUGAAGAGGACGAGGAAGACGGAGAUGAUGAGCAGAUUGAAGCGGAAGAGCAGUUGGAGGAUAUGGAAACGAGGGAAGUGGAGGACGAGGCGCUCGAUAAUGGAGAGGAUAGUGAUUGAUUGGAAAGCAGAGGGAUUGUUUUGAUAUGUUAGGCUAUUGGUGCAUUGGGUGGGGUGGAGUUUGGGAAGGUAUGGAGUCAUAUAUGUCUGGACGACUAUAUGAAUGAUACCUGGCGUUCACGAAGCAUCCAGAUCCUGGAUCGGCACCUCGAGCUUGAAAGGUUGUCGAUUAUUAGGGCUCCACUGUCACGGGUGCAAGAAAAUCAGCUGGGUCAAGGAGUGGAGUAGCCAUGCCACAGAUAUCACUCCUGAGAUGGGGAUCAUCUAUCCGGCACAUUGACUUAUAGCUCUCGACAUCUUCACCUGGAAUCUGAAUCCGGGCUAAGACUUCUCUCCGAAUCACAAUCUAAGCAACCCUCCCUCAACCUCCAGUUCUUUCUCAUCUCCUUCCCCCAUCCUUAUAAUCUUCUCUCAACGUUUUAUCCACCUCCCACUCACGCUACUCUCUAACCUGAGCUGUCUCCUUCUCGACGUUCUCAAUUUCUUUCACCACUCUCCUUCCAACACUCCGGUUCCUCUUUUAGCUCGGACCGUUUUCGUGGAUAAUGAGAAGUUUCUGUGAAGACAGUAUAUCCAGCUUUUGAUCUUGACACAGGUCUAGUCUUACACCAGCUCAGCUGCGGAUAGAAAGAGCCUCGAAAGGACAUUCUACUCUGCUCGCUUUGCUAGUACUCAAGUCGGAGUUGGUACGGGAAAUGAAUUGUCAGCUUCUCACGUAUUGAACAUUUUGGACCGAGAGAGAGAGGAGAGGCAGGAGAUAAGAGAUAAGAGAUGUUAUCAGAAAGGUAUCAGUGUAGGUGUUAUAUUCUAUUGCUGGAAGUCCUUAAGCAUUGACUUGCAGCUAGAUCUCGGCGAGUGAUUGUGGGGUUUUCCAUCAUGAACGAUCUCAGAUUGGAUUGUGCUGGGAAGUAAAGAGAAGUUGGAAACUUACAUACGGACCCGAAGAGGAAAUCUUUCCGCUUUUUCAAGACAUACUUAUACGGACAAAAAGAGAGGUAAAAUUACGAGGCCAUCGCUGGCGUAGUCUCCUAUUCUGGCCUGUAAUAAGUACAGAAAAAACGGGACACUCGGAAGGGAAGAAAUGCAGUUUCCAAAUUUCUUAUAUACUCCCGUCUUAUCACUGUCACACCCAGGUGCAUCCUCCAAUUCCAACUCUUCGUACAUCGUUUUUGU